AUGCGGCGUACGUCAGUUUCGCUGCCUACUAAGCACGUAGCUCACGACCCGCACGAGAAGCCCGGCCGAUACGGACACGGCGUUCGAAACCACGGAUUAUUUGCCAGUUUAAAGGCCAUCUGGAUGUCUCAAGCACAGAAAGCCCGGUGGAUCAAGACAGCGGCGAUAGUAUUCGUCCUGCUGGCUUGCUUCUACUGGAUUUCUCCCAAGGGCGUCGAUCUCUACAAUGGUGCCGUCUCCGGUUCCGGGUCCGGAAACUCCCAGGGCCAGGUCCCCUCCGACUCGUCGUACGGAACGGAUCGAUGCACGCGCUCCAGCUCCAAGGAUAAGCCCAUCGUCCAAUAUGUCCUGAUGAUCGACGCCGGUAGCACUGGAUCCCGAAUCCACGUCUACAAGUUCAACAACUGCGGUCCUACCCCCGAGCUCGAGCACGAGGAGUUCAAGAUGACCGAGAAAGAGGUCGGCGGCCUCAGCAAGUAUAAGGACGACCCCGAGGCCGCUGCUCACACUCUUGACGCCCUUAUGGAGGUUGCCAUGCGCACUGUUCCCGAUAAGCUCAAGGCCUGCAGCCCCGUUGCCGUAAAGGCGACCGCUGGUCUUCGCAUGAUUGGUGCCGAGAGCGCGCAGAAGAUUCUCGAUACGGUUCGCACCCAUCUGGAGACCAAGUACCCGUUCCCCGUUGUCUCCAAGGAGGACCACGGUGUCGACAUCAUGGAUGGAUCUGACGAGGGUGUCUACGCUUGGAUCACUACCAACUACCUCCUUGGUAAGAUUGGCGGUCCGGAUAAGAGCCCCACUGCCGCCGUUUUCGACCUUGGCGGUGGUUCCACUCAGAUUGUCUUCGAGCCUACUUUCAAGGAGACUGCUCAUGGUGGCAUGCCCGAGAAGCUUGCUGAGGGCGACCACAAGUACGAGCUCUCUUUCGGAGGUCGUCAGUUCACCUUGUACCAGCACUCUCACCUUGGCUACGGCUUGAUGGCUGCUCGUGAAGCCGUUCACAAGGCCUUGGUUCACGGUAUUUACGAGGCCCAGGAGGAGGACAGCAACUGGAUGAAGAAGCCCGUUGUUCACCCCUGCAUUGCCCCCGGCAUGACCCGUGAGAUCACCGUCAAGAUGGGCGACGGCCACCCUCUCGGAGAGGCCGUAACCGUCAACAUGACCGGCCCCUCGCACCCCGCCCCCGCCCAGUGCAGGAACCUCGCCGAGCAGAUUCUCAACAAGGAGGCCUCUUGCACGCUCGCCCCUUGCUCCUUCAACGGCGUCCACCAGCCUCUCCUUUCCAAGACCUUCUCGAGCGAGGAUGUCUACAUCUUCUCCUAUUUCUACGACCGCACGAAACCCCUCGGCAUGCCCGACUCCUUCACCCUCCGCGAGAUGCACGACCUCACCAACAGCGUCUGCUCGGGUGAGGAGGGCUGGGAUGUCUUCUCCACCGUCCCCAAGGCUCUCGACGAGCUCCGCGAUAGGCCCGAGCACUGUCUCGACCUUAACUUUAUGAUGGCCCUCCUUCAUACCGGCUAUGAUAUGCCUAUUGAGCGUGAGGUCCGCAUUGCCAAGAAGAUUAAGGGCAAUGAAUUGGGUUGGUGUCUCGGCGCUAGUCUCCCUCUUCUUGAACCCGGUUCGGGAUGGAAGUGCAGGAUCACCGAGGUUCACUAA
This is a messenger RNA of Scedosporium apiospermum, 1656 nucleotides long. Its product is annotated as putative guanosine-diphosphatase. NCBI's taxonomy places the organism in Eukaryota, Fungi, Ascomycota, Sordariomycetes, Microascales, Microascaceae. Gene Ontology annotation, cellular component: membrane; Golgi apparatus. Bases 1 to 1656 code for a protein of 551 amino acids. Gene Ontology annotation, biological process: nucleoside diphosphate catabolic process; protein N-linked glycosylation. The record is from RefSeq and is a predicted model, not a curated record. Gene Ontology annotation, molecular function: UDP phosphatase activity; GDP phosphatase activity. The transcript has 3 exons.